This is a messenger RNA of Symbiodinium necroappetens, 235 nucleotides long. The record is from the annotation of a GenBank genome assembly. NCBI's taxonomy places the organism in Eukaryota, Dinophyceae, Suessiales, Symbiodiniaceae.
GCGGUCCUCUCAUCGCUGGCCUCCCAGCCGCGGUCGCUGGUCGUGCAGAUCCGAGGUCUUGACCUCAUCGCGGCGUUGGUGGCUGCAAGGCAGAGGUCACCACCUGUGGCGGUCGACCUGGCAAUCGCAGCCCUCAACCGCUUUCCAGAAGUGCCGGAGCUUGUGGAGGUCGCGAUAAUGGCACUGGCGCGUCUCCUCAGCUUCGAUGAGGAGAAGGUGGAAGAGCCGAUGGAUC